CAACAGUCUCGGCCUCUCCUCCCGGCUUCCUCACACGGCACUCCAGCCGCUAGCCCUCACUCAACCAGACAACCAGUACACCACCGCCACCAAGCCCGGGCCGAAUAACUCUGCCGGGCAACCGCCGCCCUUCGCCGGCAAAGAACGCCCACCAGAUCCACCCCGGCCUGCUAUGGAGUCCGCGGUGAACCCGAAGGCGUACCCGCUGGCUGAUGCGCAGCUGACGAUGGGUAUCCUCGAUAUCAUCCAGCAGGCCGCCAACUACAAGCAGCUCAAGAAGGGAGCGAACGAAGCGACGAAAACCCUGAAUAGGGGGAUAUCGGAGUUCGUUGUGAUGGCGGCGGACACGGAGCCUCUCGAGAUCCUGCUCCACCUCCCCUUGUUAGCCGAGGAUAAGAACGUCCCAUAUGUAUUUGUUCCAUCGAAACAAGCUCUUGGCCGUGCUUGUGGUGUGACAAGACCCGUCAUUGCUUGCUCAGUGACCAGCAAUGAGGGUAGCCAGCUGAAACAACAGAUACAGGGUCUCAAGGACUCGAUUGAGAAGCUUCUCAUCUGAUUUACCUAAGAUCUUUCAGUGUGAUGGGCCUCGGCGACACAUUUUUCAGAGGCUUGGACUGGUGAUGGUGUCUUGUUUACAUUACGCUUUCCAAACUAUAUUUGAACACUGCUAAGUCAAUCAUAUUUGAAUUGUGCUUCACUUUAUAUUUGUGAUUGUCAUGUAUCCUCAAGAUGCCUCUGUAUCGUGGUGGCUGGUUUCUGUUCUGGAUCCGACCACAUCAUUGUGAUGGCUGAUUGCUAUGUUUUUGAGUA
This is a messenger RNA of Zea mays, 810 nucleotides long. RefSeq lists its product as uncharacterized. Gene Ontology annotation, molecular function: RNA binding. The record is from RefSeq and is marked validated. The transcript is spliced from 5 exons. Gene Ontology annotation, biological process: ribosome biogenesis. Lineage: Eukaryota; Viridiplantae; Streptophyta; Magnoliopsida; Poales; Poaceae. Bases 173 to 556 code for a protein of 127 amino acids. Gene Ontology annotation, cellular component: nucleolus; ribonucleoprotein complex.